GUACCUGGCGGGAGCGUGCCCCGACUGUUGUUGUCUCACUGUCGACAGUAGAACAAAUACAAUGAUCACCAGUAGCUUUGUCGGCAUGGGUCUGGCCCUGGUCUUCGUAGUCAUUAUAUUUCAAGGCGCACCUUCAGUGAGUGGUCGCAGCGUUCCCAAUCCUUCUCGCAACAACACCAGCGGAAAUGAAACCAGCAACAACGUGACUAACUGUAACAAUACUCAAGGAAACGGAACGAGUGGAAACUUUACUGCAGGAUUUCCGUUUUGUGGAAACAGCACAGGUGGAAAUAACACCAACGGAAACUUUACCUGGGGCAACAACAGCACGAAUGGAAAUGGCACAAGCGGAAAUGUUACUUCAGGUAACAGCACAAAUGGAAAUGGCACGAGCGGAAACUUCACCUCAGGUUGCCCAGGCUACGGAAAUGGCACUUCAGGAAAUAUCACUAACGGCAACAUUACCUGGUGUAACGGCACUCAAGGAAAUGGCACGCAAGGAAACGUGACAGCAGGAGGCUCAUCAUUCGGAAACGGAACAUUAGGAAAUAUCACUAAUGGCAACAUCACAUGUGGUAACGGCACUAACGGAAACGGCACGAGCGGGAACUUCACAUCAGGUUUCGCAUGUUCCGGAAACGGCACUUGGGGAAAUAUCACAAACGGUAACAACACACAGGGAAAUGGCACUCAAGGUACUGUGACACCUGGAGGCUCAUCAUUCGGAAACGGAACCUUAGGAAAUAUCACUAAUGGCAACAUCACAUGCGGUAACGGCACUAACGGAAAUGGCACGAGCGGGAACUUCACAUCAGGUUUUGCGUGUUCCGGAAAUAUCACAAACGGUAACAUCACUCAAGGAAACAGCACGCAAGGAAACGUGACAGCAGGAUACCCGCCAUUCGGAAACGGGACUUUAGGAAAUAUCACCAAUGGCAACAUCACAUGCGGUAACGGCACUAACGGAAAUGGCACGAGCGGGAACGUCACAUCAGGUUUCGCGUGUUUAGGAAACGGCACUUCCGGAAAUAUCACAAACGGUAACAACACUAACAGAAAUUCCACGAACGGAAAUUUUCAAUCAGGAGAGGCACUCCCCUACUGUCAAAAUGGCGCCACCCCCGUGGUAGUCGCGGAGGAACUCUUCUGUAUCUGUCCGCAAGGCUUCGUGGGACUUCGCUGUGAUAUCAGGAUCCCUGCCCAGAGGCGGGCAUCGCGCACAGGUCGCGAGGCCAGGCUCAGCAUCCCGGACAUGCGCAAAAAGUAGAUGACUAUUUGGCAAUUUUAUGAGGACGUCAGUCAUCGCCGCGUUCAGAUCUUCUCUGAAUUAAGUUUCAUGAACGUUUAUGUUAGUGUUACAUACAUAAAAGUAUGUUUCCACCAUUUGAAAGUUGUGGGUUCUUCUGUGAACCGCAUGAAGCCAGGUCUUUUGCGAGGGAGAAGAAACAGUUUGCCUUUGUGUUGGACAUGAAUAAAGCAUUGCUAAAAGAC
Molecule: messenger RNA, 1491 nt
Organism: Pomacea canaliculata
Lineage: Eukaryota; Metazoa; Mollusca; Gastropoda; Architaenioglossa; Ampullariidae
Product: N66 matrix protein-like
Exons: 23
Coding region: 62-1267 (401 amino acids)
Source: RefSeq, a predicted model, not a curated record